CAGAUCCCAACAGUUUUCUGAACGUUUCAGUACUGACUUGACAUCUCUCACCCCUCACCUGAAAUAUUUGAAUUUCUGGACACACAACACAACUAUCAUCACCUACUACCACGACAAAAAAACCACAAUUUCGAUUUUAUCUUAUUUUAUUUUAAUUAUCCUACGAACACCACAACAUCACACAAUCAUUUUGUGUUUUUUCUUUUUUUCUUUCAAAUUUUCGUUUGACAAUCAGAAAUCAGGGAGAAAGGAAAAGGAAAAUAGUACAACAACGACACCAACAGCAGCAAGUUCCUGCUCUUCGUUAUACCGUGUCUGUCUAUCUCUCUCUGUCUCCGUCUUAAAGGCUUUGAUUCACAACCCAACACACCACAAUACCUUCUCAAACUCUUCUUCUUUUUCUCCUUCUUGUCACUGUUCAAACCUUCUGACUCACGUUCCAGUUUUAGAAACCUGUGUUUCAUUAUUCAUGCGACAAGUUUGAAAUUGAACCGAUUUUUCACCAUCCUUUGAAGUUAUCAUCAUUUGCCUACACAACUUUCUUUUUGUGCUCGACAUUUUUUUGUUGUUGCACCAAUAAGAAAGUGUUUGGAGGUUUGAAUCUCAAAAGGGUCUCUUCAAUUUCGCGGCUUUCGGCAAUGCAGCGGCGAAAGUCGAAGUGGGGGUGGUGAAAUUUCAAUCGGGUUGCAUAUUUGGGUUUAAAGUUGAUAAAUUUCGGUGGUUUUCGUUGGUGGGUUGGGGGAAACUAUGGUGUUAUCGGCUUCACCAUGUUCCUUGGCGAGAAGCUCGCUGGAGGAGAUGCUGGAUUCACUUCGGAGGAGGGACGAGGAGGAGGAGAAGAAGAAGGACGCGCCACCGGCGUUGCCUCCGAGGCCGACCUCACGUGCAAGGCUUCCCCCUGCACGGCGGUCGCUGCCGAAAGAUUUUAUGGUCAGCGGCAGCGAGCGCCGUGUCGUGCUGGAGAACGGAGUUGCUACUGAUGAGGAGAGUGAAGUGAAGGAGAGGGAUUUGGGGCAGAAGAGGAAAAAGUGUGGUUUUGGGAGCAAGAGGCUGAAGAAGGAUGUGGAGUCUCCUUAUGUGGCACUUUCUUCCAGUGAUUCAUCUGGGAAGGUUUGGGAAUUGGAUGGUGAUGAUAGCAUAUCUUAUUUCAGCAAAAAGAAGCUUCGUGUUUGGUGUAGGCAACCAAGAGGGCAGUGGGAACUAGGAAUGGUCCAAUCAACUUCAGGAGAGGAAGCAUUCGUUUCACUCUCAAAUGGAAAUGUUAUGAAAGUGGACAGAUCAGAGAUUCUACCAGCAAAUCCUGAUGUUUUGGAGGAUGUGGAUGAUCUAAUUAAACUUGGUUAUUUGAAUGAGCCAUCGGUUCUUCACAAUCUUAAAUUAAGAUAUUCUCAAGGGAUGAUUUAUAGUAAAGCAGGGCCAGUUUUAAUUGCACUCAAUCCUUUCAAAGAUCUUCAGAUGUAUGGAAAUAAAUAUGUCUCAGCCUGUAGCCAGAGAACUAUGAAUAGUCCUCAUGUUUAUGCUACGGUAGAUGCAGCUUAUAACAAGAUGAUGAGAGAUGAAGUAAAUCAGUCUAUUAUCAUAAGUGGUGAGAGUGGAUCUGGGAAGACAGAAACAGCUAAAAUUGCAAUGCAAUACUUAGCUGCUCUUGGUGGUGGUGGUGGUAAUUGUGCCAUAGAAAAUGAAUUUCUUCAGAUAAAUCGUAUUUUGGAGGCUUUUGGGAAUGCAAAAACAGCUAGGAAUAACAACUCUAGCAGAUUUGGAAAGUUGAUUGAAAUUUACUUUGGCUGCACGGGUAAAAUAUGUGGGGCUAAAAUUCAGACCUUAUUGUUGGAAAAGUCCAGAGUUGUUCAACUUGCCCGUGAUGAGAGAUCAUAUCACAUAUUUUAUCAACUUUGUGCUGGAUCUUCAUCUGAUCUUAAAGAGAAACUGAAUCUUAGAGCAGUAAGUGAAUAUAAGUAUCUAGUUCAGAGUGACUGCAUGUCAAUUGAUGGUGUUGAUGAUGCCAAAAACUUUGAUCAGCUGAUGGAAGCACUGGAUGCAGUUCAAAUCUAUAAAGAGGAUCAGGAGCUGAUCUUUAAGAUACUUGCUGCAAUACUCUGGUUGGGAAAUAUAUCAUUCCAAGUAGACAGAGACAAUCAGAUUGAGGUUGUUGACGAUGAAGCUGUAAACAGUGCUGCCCAACUCAUGGGUUGCAGUUCCCAGGAUUUAAUGACAGCAUUAUGUACCCAUAAAAUCCAAGCUGAUGAAGAUACUAUUGAAAAAAAAUUGACAUUGAAGCAGGCAAUUGAAAGAAGAGAUGCUAUUGCAAAGUUUAUCUAUGCAAGCUUGUUUAACUGGCUCUUAGACCAAGUUAACAAGUCACUUGAAGCGGGUAAAAAAUGUACAUGGAAAUCCAUAAGUAUCCUCGAUUUUUAUGGGUUUCAGACUUUCCAGAAAAAUGGCUUUGAGCAGUUUUACAUAAAUUAUGCCAAUGAAAGGAUUCAACAACACUAUAAUCGCCAUCUGUUUAAACUAGAGCAGGAGGACUAUGAAUUGGAUGGCAUUGAUUGGACUAAAGUAGAUUUUGAGGACAAUCAAGGGUGCUUGGAUCUAUUUGAGAAGAAACCUCAAGGUCUACUCUCUUUGUUGGAUGAGGAGUCAAAUUUACCAAACGUUUCUGAUUUGACAUUUGCGAACAAACUUAAGCAUCACUUGCACCCUAAUCCUUGCUUCAAAGGGGAAAGAGGCAGAGCUUUCCGCGUUCGUCACUAUGCAGGAGAGGUUCUGUAUGAUACAAAUGAGUUUUUAGAGAAGAACAGAGACACGAUGUCUUCUGACUGCAUUCAAUUCCUGUUAUCAUGUAAUUGUGAACUGCUGCCGUUGUUCUCCAAAAUGUUUAACCAGUCUCAAAAGCAGAGUGUUGCAACAAAGUUCAAGGUUCAAUUGUUCAAGUUGUUGCAUCAGUUGGAGAGCACCAUGCCUCACUUUAUUCGCUGCAUAGCACCAAAUACUAAGCAGCUUCCUGGCAUUUAUGAUGAAGGUCUUGUCCUACAUCAGCUUAGGUGUUGUGGUGUUCCAGAAAUUGUUAGACUUUCAAGGGCUGGAUAUCCUACUCGAAUGACCCAUCAAGAGUUUUCCAGAAGGUAUGUGUUUAUGCUUUCUGAGGCCAACGUAUCCCAUGAUCCAUUGAGCAUCUCAGUUGCUGUUUUGCAAAAAUUUAAUAUCCCUUCUGAAAUGUACCAUGUUGGCUACACCAAAUUGUAUCUUCGAGCAGGGCAGAUUGAUGCACUGGAGAAUAUGAGAAAGCAGAUUUUGCAGGGAAUAGUUGGGAUUCAAAAAUGUUUCCGUGGUCAUCAAGUUCGUGGUUGUUUCUGUGAACUUAAGAAUGGAGUGACAACACUACAAUCCUUUAUUCGUGGAGAAAAUUCAAGAAGGAAAUAUGGUGUCAUGUCGAAGUCUUCAAUAACAAUUUAUUCUAGAAAACUGGAGGAGAUCCAUGCAAUCAUACUAUUACAAUCUGUAAUUCGUGGUUGGCUGGUUAGAAGGGAUGCUACUCAUGUAAAUAGGUCAAAGAAAUAUCCUGAAAAUGCUAAACCUAGGAGGAAGUCCUUUAUGAAGAUAAUACCAGAAGUACAGCAGGAUUUGUCCAAAGAGCCAGUUCAGAAUCUGCUUUCAGCUUUAGCAGAGCUCCAAAGGCAGGUUGACAAGGCUGAUGCAGUUGUAGAGCAAAAGGAAGAAGAAUAUAUUGAGUUGAGGGAACAGCUAAAACAAUCUGAGAGAAAGAGGAUUGAAUAUGAGACAAAAAUGAAGUCAAUGGAGGAGGCUUGGCAAAAGCAGAUGGGAUCUUUGCAAAUGAGUCUUGUUGCUGCUAGAAAGAGUCUUGCUCCUGAGAAUGCUACUGUUCAACCUGUAAGACAUGAUUUUGUGUUACCUCGUGGUUAUGAUUCUGAAGAUACGUCCAUGGGAUCAAGAACUCCAGGAGGGAGCACACCAAUGCUUUCUGGCAAUCUGUCUGUCACUGAUGCAGGGAGACAGGUCAAUGGCACUUUGACUACAGUCAGCAAUCUGAUGAAGGAAUUCGAGCAACGAACACAUGACUUUGAUGAUGAAGUAAAAGCUUUGAACGAUGUCAAACCGGGGCAGUGUGCAAACAAAAACUCAGUUGAAGAACUUCGGAAACUUAAACAUAGAUUUGAAGGGUGGAAGAAACAAUACAAGAUCAGAUUACGUGAGACCAAGGCAAGGCUUUAUAAAUCAGAUCCAGAGAAAAGUUGGCGAGCAUGGUGGAAAUUAGGCUCCAGGGCAUAAAGGGUAUUCAGUUUUCAGCUUUUAAACAGUCUUUGCUGAGAAUAGAAACUCUAAAGAUUCAUCAACAAUGGCAAAAUGAUUGGUGUUGUGAACUUUGUCCUUUUUGAGGAGUGGCUUCUAUAUCUUGGUGGAACACUUUUGAUGGAAGUGUUACCAAUUCACUCGUUGGUGAAGGAAAAGAAAUUGUAUAUCUACCAAUUUUGUUACAUGGGGGAAGUAAUUAGGUUGUGCAUAGUUGUAGAAGAUGGCAUAGUUUGUAUUGUCUAGUCUAUAGUUGGUUCUGUAUAUUUCUUUUUCACUUUCUCUUUUGGGGUGAAAAACAGUGAUGGAUGAUUUGAUCUAAAACUCAGCUUGAAGAUAUUAAUAGUGAGUUUUGGUAUCUUCAGUGUUAAGGGGGAAAAAUAGUGUCUGUUUUAUUGUGUUUAUGACAACGAUUCUCUCUCGUGUUUGGUUAAACAGAUAAAGGUAAGUUCAUAGAUAUCUAUGUUUCUUGCACA
Vigna unguiculata (cowpea) is the source of this 4784-nucleotide messenger RNA. Its product is annotated as myosin-2-like. Gene Ontology annotation, cellular component: myosin complex; actin cytoskeleton; cytoplasm. The record is from RefSeq and is a predicted model, not a curated record. Lineage: Eukaryota; Viridiplantae; Streptophyta; Magnoliopsida; Fabales; Fabaceae. Gene Ontology annotation, biological process: actin filament organization. Gene Ontology annotation, molecular function: actin filament binding; ATP binding; microfilament motor activity.